GAAAAAUUAGCACAGCUUUUCAAAUCUUUUCAGUGACGGGAAUUUUCGUGUUCGACAGAGGCCGCCGAGCCUCCCACUAACAUUCAGGGUGUCGGGACCAGAAUCACAGUAUCGUAAGUACAGCUACUUGCAGCUACUCUCAAUGCAACCCAUCAUCCUGUAUGAUAUACCGUCCAAGCUUCCCAAGAAGCAAUGGGCACCCAACCCAUCAAAGACGAGAUUCUGUCUCGGUCAUAAAGGCCUUCCAUAUGAAGUUAUCUGGGUGGAGCUCUGUGACAUCGCCGCAACCAUGAAAGGUAUCGGCGCAUCUCCAACAGCUGGGGAAAGGUACACUGUGCCAGUCAUCAAUGAUCCCAACACUGGUGUGACGAUCUCCGACUCCCAUGCAAUUGCCAAAUACCUCGACGAGACCUACCCUGACAAACCGCUUAUACCCCACGGGACACACGUACUCGUAGAGACCUUCGAGACCCUGUUCCUCAACACAGUCAUGGGGCCAAUGGCCAGAGAAACACGCUGGGAAGAUAUGGCUCCUGAAGGGAAGGCACAGGAAAUGUGGACUGCGUUGAAGAAGGGCCUCGGCGUUGUGGAUGGGUGGUAUCAAAAGAGCGGGGACAGGUGGAUUAUGGGAGACACGUUCUCGUUCGCGGACAUUGUCGUGGCUUCUUGGAUAGCUUGGUGGAACGUUGUCUUGAACGAACAAGAAUGCCGAGAGGUCCACGCAUUACACGGGGGAAGAUGGGCACGUCUUUUGGCAGAUGUGAAUACCGAAUGCAACACAAAUCUAGGUUCCUUUGCGGAACGUAGACUUUCCUUCUUAUGAGUUUCAUGGAUUUUCACUAGCUGUAGAAGCAGUUCGUGUAGUCUCGUCACUUACUCGCGCUCAUUCCCUCAAACAUACAAAAACGACUGUGUCAAGAGUUUUUCUUCGAAGUAAGUACUGCCGCAGGACACGGGCAUUCCAGCGUUAA
Molecule: messenger RNA, 971 nt
Organism: Suillus subalutaceus
Lineage: Eukaryota; Fungi; Basidiomycota; Agaricomycetes; Boletales; Suillaceae
Exons: 3
Coding region: 143-823 (226 amino acids)
Source: RefSeq, a predicted model, not a curated record